This is a messenger RNA of Telopea speciosissima, 1675 nucleotides long. RefSeq lists its product as uncharacterized. Lineage: Eukaryota; Viridiplantae; Streptophyta; Magnoliopsida; Proteales; Proteaceae. The transcript has 3 exons. The coding region runs from base 44 to 1219 and encodes 391 amino acids. The record is from RefSeq and is a predicted model, not a curated record.
UCACAGUUGAAAGUUAGCAGCGAAUGAGAAUAUACCAAAACCCAUGUUUCCAAUUCCCCUCAAAGCGUCAAUGGAUUUGUCUACCAAAGUUGCAGUGUUUACAGACACAAACCUAGGAACCCACCUAGUCCUGGCUGUCUCGCCGGACAUAACAGCUGGUGAUCUCAAAAGAGAAAUUGGGAAGGAGCAUCACACUUGUUUCCCAAAGUUUGGAGAGAUCAAAGUUAAUGCAUUAAUGGUCAAAAGAAAAUCAUAUUUCUACCACCUACCCAACUUUGUCCCUAUAAAGAAUGCCUAUCAAGGAUUGAGAGGAACUUGGUUUCUUCAUGUGGAAGCAAGUCCUAGGAAUAAUUUUGAUCAGCCAUGUUCAUUGCAAGGUUUGGUUGCUGAACAAAGUGACUCUGUUCAUAACGGUAACAAUUUAACUAGAUCUCAGAAACCUGAAGAGCAUGUUAAAUUGGAUUACGAUAGCGUGAAAAACAAUUCUAGAAAAAGGAAAGAAAGAUUCCAGCAACUUGAUAAGUCUGCAGAAGAACUGCCGUCUGCUUGUAAUACAAGGGAAGGGAAAAACAAGAGAUUAAAAGAAAAGCACAGAAACAAUUUUAAGGGAAAGGAUGAAGGAUUUCUUGGUGGAAUGGACAGUCAUGGUUUUUCUUCCAGGGAGAGGUUGGGUCAUGUCGGAGAGAAUGAAGUGGACUGUAGAGAAGAUGAAUGGUCUUCGUGGACAAUUAUUGAGGGCACCCACAGUCAGAGCUCAUCUGAGGUAGUAUCAGUGACAGGUAUCAUUACAAAAUAUUUUUCAAUGUUUGAUGAGGUGAACCAAUUUGACCCUCCUUCAAGGUAUGGAGUUUGUAAUGACGUUGUGGCCUGUGAAGCCGAUCAAAUUUACCUAGAUGAAUCACUGAAAUCCAAAACAGAUGAGGAAUGCACUAAAUUGCAAGUUGGCAACAGGCUUCCAUAUGCAGCCAAGACACCAUCUAGAAUGUGUCUUUCUUCGUGUGGCAACCCAAGUCCUGGAACUUCAAGGAGUAAGCUUGGAACAGCAGAAGUAGGGGAACGUUUUGUCUUGGCAGCCAAUAAUCUCAGUAUUGCUGUGAGGAAGAAUGAACCUACAAUCUCUAUCUGCCAAUCAAAAGGUAGAAAGACACUACCACUCAUCUCAUCUUCCCUUGUUGCAAGUAAUAUCAAUAGCUUUGAGAUCAGUGAUAGUGAUAACUGAGAUAAUUCACUUAAUUGUCUAGAUGACUUCUGCAAACCUGCCAAAAUGCACAGCUGCUUAUGUCACCAUCAUAGAAAGGGGUAUCAUCCGGCAUUGAGUGAUGCCAAAUUGUCCAGCUGGUCUUGCCACUAUCAUACAAGGGUGUUUCAUCUAGCAUGAAAUGAUCUUACCUUACAUAAUUGAGGCUGUAACCUGAUUUUACAAGUUUAUGAUGUUUACCAACCUGAGCCAGCCAUUCAGACUGUUAGGAACCUGCCACAUUGGGCAGAUGCUCAUUUGCCCACUAUACAGAGGGGGUGUUGUCCAGAAAUCCAAGAACUUUAUCUAAGAUAUUCAAGGCUAACACUAACCUGAUCAAACAAUCUUUACCAUGUGAUCUAUGAAUUGCCUUCUUGACCUUUGGCCUUUUCUUCUAACAUAUUUAUUCACUAUUGAAUGGGUUUCUCUCUAUGUCCU